Messenger RNA from Diachasma alloeum, 1764 nucleotides. RefSeq lists its product as uncharacterized. The transcript has 4 exons. NCBI's taxonomy places the organism in Eukaryota, Metazoa, Arthropoda, Insecta, Hymenoptera, Braconidae. The coding region runs from base 1 to 1764 and encodes 587 amino acids. The record is from RefSeq and is a predicted model, not a curated record.
AUGACCGAUGAGAAUUAUGAGAAGGCUUGGCAGAAGCUAGUGAGGAAAUAUGAGGAUCCCAGACGCAUUGCUCAAGCACUGUUCAACAGCAUCCUCAAACUCCCGAAGAUCACCAAGGCAACUGCGGAGAACCUCAACGCCAAUGCAGCGGCAGCCCUUGAGACGAGAGAUCACCUGAUCAUCAUGACAGGCUUGUCCAAGGAGAGCAUCAGUAAGCAGAUGAUCGUUCAUCUAUUGAGGAAGUCCUUGGAUGCUGAGACUCUCAGAGCAUGGGAAUUGAAGCUAGGAGAUUCCAAGGACUUCUCAACCCUGGAGGAGUUCACCAGCUUCAAUGCUUAUGUAGCAGCAACUCAACAGAGGGAGCCAGGCGAGCCCACCAGACCGCUCCCCAAGGAACACUGUGCCUACUGCAAGGGACCACAUUUAAUCGCGAACUGUCAGAGGUUCGUCGACCUGUCCCCCAUCAAGAGGAAUGAGUUCAUGGUCAGCACCAGGCUCUGUUUCAACUGUUUGGACCCACAUCUAUUCUCAAAGUGCAGGUCCACCAAGACGUGCUUCACCUACAAGCGUAGGCAUCACACGCUCAUCCAUGGUGAAAGCACGUACACCAACGGCAGAGAUACUGAGCAGGCAGCUCCAGUGGACCAAACAAGCGGAGAAAAUCCACAGACGGUCCAACCAGGAAAGAGCUGGGCUGAGUCAGCCCGAGCAUCACCAAGAGGAAUCAUCAUCAAUCAGUCGAACAACAAAUCAGCAGAGCCUCCCAUCAAGAAGCAGAUCACCAAGCAGCCAAUCAUCGAGAAUAGCAGUCAUCAUUCAACAGCUGAUCAGCAAUACGUACUGCUAGCAACAGCCCAAGUGCGAGCACAAUCUCCAAAGACAUCCUUCUCAAAGCAAGAGUGCUCAUCGAUCAAGGCUCAGAGUCACACGAGAGAAGCAGUAUCAGUACUACUUCACGCAGUCAAUGGAUCACAGCAAGUGCAAAUGAAUGCUCACAUAUUCAAGAAACUCACUGUCAAGCUACCAUCAUUCUCGUUCUCACCAAUAUGGAUGGACCCUCCACAAGGUCUACAACUAGCCUAUCCAGAUUAUCUAAAACCUGGUCCAAUAGACAUCAUAGGGGCUGACAGCUAUGGGCGGAUCAUCAAAAGCAGAGUCGUCAGGUCCAGAAACACUCAAUUAGUUGGCCAACAAACAAUAUUUGGUUGGAUACUAUCAGGUCCAAUCGAAUGCAGUGGUUGUUCACCGAGGGUUUCUCUAUCGGCCGUAAAGGAAUUUUCAAACGAGCAACUACAAGAGCUUUUUCAAAAAUUUUGGCAUCAGGAGGAAUUACUAAAAAAUCCCAACUCAUCAGCAGAGCUAUCACCAGAUGAAAUCGAGUGUGAGAAAUUCUUCAAGUCCACACACACCAGAGAUGAAACUGGGCGCUACAUCGUCAGACUUCCUCUACGGACCUCACCAACAGCGCUCGGAGAGUGUAAAUUCAAGGCCUCACGUCAAUUCCAGUCAGAUGCACGUCGUUUCCAGACAGACGAAUCAUAUUUCCAGCUCUACAAAGAAUUCAUCAACGAGUAUGAGGCACUGGGACACAUGCGCAAAGCACCAGAAGGAGCAGAACCCAUCACAGCAUACUAUCUACCGCAUCACGGGGUUUUGAGAGAAGACGCACUCACCACGAAGCUGAGAGUCGUCUUCAACGGCUCAAGUCCUAGCUCAUCAGGAUUAUCUUUCAAUGAUAUCCUCUAUCCGGGUAAGAAACUAUAA